Dryobates pubescens (Downy woodpecker) is the source of this 1106-nucleotide messenger RNA. RefSeq names its product BUD31 homolog (gene BUD31). Gene Ontology annotation, biological process: mRNA splicing, via spliceosome. Bases 215 to 649 code for a protein of 144 amino acids. Gene Ontology annotation, cellular component: spliceosomal complex; nucleus. Lineage: Eukaryota; Metazoa; Chordata; Aves; Piciformes; Picidae. The transcript is spliced from 5 exons. The record is from RefSeq and is a predicted model, not a curated record.
GGCGGAGAUUUCCCUCAGGCACCGCGGCGGCCACGGGGCGGCUCGGGUGCGAGAGGCCCCGCGGGUGACGUCGGCUGCAGCGCGACGGCGGGGCGGAAGCGGCGGCCGCGGCCCUCGGGAGCGGUUCUCAGGACUUUGAAGCACCGGCACGUUUUGUGUGCUGACAAAUCCCAUCCCUUGUUUCCUUGCCUUUGCCUUCCUCGUUUCUGAGGCAAUGCCCAAAGUGAAGAGGAGCAGGAAGCCUCCCCCGGACGGCUGGGAGCUGAUUGAGCCAACACUGGAUGAGCUGGAUCAGAAGAUGAGAGAAGCGGAGACCGAGCCUCACGAAGGGAAGAGGAAAGUGGAAUCCCUGUGGCCUAUCUUCAGGAUCCAUCACCAGAAAACACGUUACAUCUUUGAUCUCUUCUAUAAAAGAAAGGCCAUCAGCAGAGAGCUCUAUGAGUACUGCAUCAAGGAAGGGUAUGCUGACAAAAACCUGAUUGCAAAGUGGAAGAAACAGGGUUAUGAGAACCUCUGCUGCCUGCGCUGCAUCCAGACCCGGGACACCAACUUCGGAACCAACUGCAUCUGCAGGGUCCCCAAAAGCAAGCUGGAAGUGGGGAGAAUCAUUGAGUGCACUCACUGUGGAUGCAGAGGCUGCUCUGGCUGAAGCCUUCAGCCAUCAGACUACUUUUUGAAGGCUGAGGGAUCUCAUCCUAGAUGAUGGACUAUUAGUGCAGGUACAGCCACCUUCUGUGUGAUUAGGUAUUUCUUAACAGCAAUUAAAACAGCAAGGUCCUCCUCUGGGUCAUGUAUAUAAUGGUGGUCAUUUUGGAGCAGGUUCUUGUGUAGCCAUUUGUUUUAAAAUAAAGACUACCCUUCUGAGAGAGUGCUGUGGACUUCUGGCAAAGCAGUCCCCUGCCCCCCUCCUCCUGUUUGAUGUGGUUUGGGUGGUGGUUUGUUGUUUGCUUUUUCUACUGGGAGGUGUUCUAAACGUGGGCUGGUUUUCAACCAGCUCUUAAGGCUGCAUGGAAAGGAAAUAACAUGGUUCUCAGGCGUCCAGCCUGAGUCACACUCUUCCUCUGACCUUGUACAGGAGUAAGCUGAAUUUCACUGGAGGUAACCUG